Molecule: messenger RNA, 699 nt
Organism: Alternaria ethzedia
Lineage: Eukaryota; Fungi; Ascomycota; Dothideomycetes; Pleosporales; Pleosporaceae
Exons: 1
Coding region: 1-699 (232 amino acids)
Source: RefSeq, a predicted model, not a curated record
AUGGCUUCCCAGGCCGCAAAGUCCAUUCCAGUGCCUCAAGUCCCAAUACACGAAGAGUACAAACCCCUCUUCGCUUCCAUCAACGCCUUCGUCCACAACUACAUGUCAAAAUACGACAACUCGCACGACUACAACCACAUUCUCCGCGUCGUCUCAAACGCAAACCGCAUUCUUCAAGCCGAGCUCGUUCGCGACCCCUCCGUCAGCUACGACACCACAGCCCUCUUCCUAGCCGCCCUCCUACACGACGUAGGCGACCAUAAAUACGUCAGACCAGGCCAAAAAGCCGAGAGGCAAAUUUUGGAUAUCUUGAAGGACCAUGGUUCAAACUACGAACUGGCUGUGGUGGUAGACAAUAUCGUUAAUCACGUCUCCUAUUCACACGAGAUACGCGAGCCUGUUAUCACCGCGGGAGUUUUAGCAGCGUAUCCUGAAUUGGCAAUUGUACAGGAUGCGGAUCGUCUUGAUGCUAUCGGUGCGGUGGGUAUCGGGCGCUGUUUUUCCUAUGGAGCGGCUAAGAUGCCGGGGGAGCCUAUGGAUAGGGCGAUUGAGCAUUUUGAGGAGAAGCUGCUCAAGUUGGAGGGGAUGAUGAAGACGGAGACGGGGAAGCAGAUGGCGAGGAAGAGGACUGAGGUACUGAGGAAUUUUGCGAGGCAGUGGGAAGAGGAGACGGAGUUGAGUUUUGAGGUCUUGCAAUAG